UUAACUCACUGUCCUCAUGGGGCUACUCGACUGUAAUGACGUGUAAUGGGAGCUUUUGAUAUCGAUAUAAAUACAGCACAUGGGAGUGUCAGGAUCUACGCUAUCGAUGUUGAUACUUGAUAGGGGAAAUUUGUUUCAGCUGCUGCAAUCCAGUUCGCAGUCACAUCGGAUGACUGAAACGAAGAAGGCUCUUUCGCACUUAAAAAAUAGUGCCUGCAUACCUGCAAAUCAGGUACUGGCAUUGUGACAAACGAAGUGAAACCUGUGAAACACCAAAGGACUGUAAUCACCAGUCUGAAUGGCAGCCACCCUCAGGCCGUAUCUCACUGCCGUGAGACAUACUCUCACAGCUGCAAUGUGCCUAGACAAUUUUUCGUCGCAGGUUGUGGAGAGACAUAACAAACCAGAGGUGGAGGUGAGAACUAGUAAGGAGCUUCUUCUGACUCCAGUAAUUAUAAGCCGCAAUGAAAAAGAAAAGGUGCUUAUUGAGACAUCAGUCAAUUCAGUUCGUAUAAGUAUUGCUGUUAAGCAGGCUGAUGAGAUAGAGCGCAUAUUGUGUCACAAAUUCAUGAGAUUCAUGAUGAUGAGAGCAGAAAAUUUUAUUGUGCUAAGACGAAAACCAGUUGAAGGAUAUGAUAUAAGUUUUCUUAUCACUAAUUUUCACACAGAACAGAUGUAUAAGCAUAAGUUGGUUGAUUUUGUCAUACAUUUCAUGGAAGAAAUUGAUAAAGAAAUUAGUGAAAUGAAACUUGCAGUUAAUGCACGUGCACGAAUUUGUUCAGAAGAGUUCUUGAAGAGGUUUUAAUGGCGUUUACAUCUUACAGUAUUUGGCAGUUGAAUAGCAUUUCUUGUUGUUAGAUGACUUAUCUGAUGUAUGAGCUACAGCAACUAAGAUUGAUACGAAUUCUGCCAAGUCAUAUUCUUUUUUGCUGCUUUCCUGCACUCUGUGUGUGGGUGAAAAGCAGUCAGUGAUUACGAUUAUGAACUUUACUGGCUAAGAACGUGUUAUUAGGCUUUCUUUAUGUUUGCAGUUCUGACAUAAUAUGUAAGAAGGUGCUGUUUGCUGUGAUUCAUGUAAGGAAAUUUGCCUUGCAUGCAAAUAUAUUACCCACAAUCAUAGUGAAAUUUCAUGCAAAGACUGUUGUUUCAUAGCUCAUUUGUUUUAGAAUUUUAAAAAUUGUAAGAAAAAUGUUUUGUUAGUUCUGAUUUUGUUGCGAGAAAGCAACAGUGUAUGAGACAUUUGCAUUUGUAGAAUAUUUUGUUUUAUGUAAUACAAAGUAUGAUCCACAAAAUUGCAUGACCUAUUUUUUGUUAUAAACAUUGUUUACUUAUUAACACUGUUUAGUUUAUACUUCUAUAUUAAGGAGAGUACAGUUUGUUCCUAGAAGUCUCAUGUCAUCCACUUACCACAUUUUUGUAUGAAAUAAUUAAAAGUGGUUUUAUUGUAGAAA
Schistocerca nitens (vagrant locust) is the source of this 1451-nucleotide messenger RNA. It is a transcript of the gene Arpc4, whose product is annotated as actin-related protein 2/3 complex subunit 4. Gene Ontology annotation, cellular component: actin cytoskeleton; Arp2/3 protein complex. The record is from RefSeq and is a predicted model, not a curated record. NCBI's taxonomy places the organism in Eukaryota, Metazoa, Arthropoda, Insecta, Orthoptera, Acrididae. Bases 299 to 805 code for a protein of 168 amino acids. Gene Ontology annotation, molecular function: actin filament binding. Gene Ontology annotation, biological process: actin filament polymerization; Arp2/3 complex-mediated actin nucleation. The transcript has 2 exons.